AAACCUAAUAACUACUUGAGAGGGCAGACAGUUAAGUUUGAAAGAGGGUUUGAGAGUGGGGUGUAAAGUAAUCGCACGGCAAGAAGUAGGCUAGGUUAGAACGUUUUUCUCUGGAUUACCCGAAACCCGUAAAGACCGAGCAACAGGAGACAGAUGGUGCAGCAAACGGAGCACCGCGAGGCAGAGAGCAGCAUGUCGCGGGAGAACACGGACUCCGAGGAAAGUGAGAUGAUGGCGUGCAGCCCGGUGCCUGUGAAGCCGGACUGGUGCAAGACGGCGACGGGGCAUAUCAAGCGGCCGAUGAACGCCUUCAUGGUCUGGUCGAAAAUAGAGCGAAGAAAGAUCAUGGAGCAGUCCCCCGACAUGCACAACGCAGAGAUCUCCAAAAGACUUGGGAAACGAUGGAAAAUGCUGAAGGACUGCGAAAAAAUCCCAUUCAUCAGGGAAGCCGAGCGGCUACGGCUCCAACACAUGGCCGACUACCCCGACUACAAGUACCGACCCAAGAAGAAACCAAAGCUUGGCACUACUAAACCAGCCACUCAGUCUCCGGAGAAGCCCAGUAGCAAAGCUGCCAAGACUGUUGUCAAAAAAAUCACUAAACUCAAAACCAGCAAGCAGAACUCUACAAGAGCUCCCCAAGACUACAGGUAUGUUUUUAACAACUUAAAGGUGAACAAAUCCAUUAAAAGGGAACUUACGGACGAUGAAGACGACGACGAUGAUGAUGACGACGACGACGACGAUGAUGAAUAUGAGGAAGACUUUCCCAUCCGGAUUAAAAUCGAGGAGGACAGAGAGCCGGUUCGACCAUACAGCCUUGCCAAAGUCCCCUCCAGCCCGACUCUGAGCUCCACGGCGGAGUCAGAGGGGGCUAGCAUGUACGAGGAGUCCCGGAACGCGAGUGCAGCUCCCGGCAGACUCUUCUACAACUUUAAGAACAUCACCAAACAGGCCACAAUGUGCCCAUCGUCUCUCUCACCAGCAUCUUCAUUCAGGUCAUUAUCCGCCUCCUCAAGCUCCAGCGACGAUGCUGACGACUUGCUGGUGGACUUCAGUUUAAACCUGGCAUCCGGUGCUCUUGGGCCGGAGCUGGGAAACACGAGCUCAGGAAAUCUGUCUCUGUCCUUCGUUGACAAAGAUCUAGAUUCCUUCAGCGAGGGUAGCCUAGGCUCUCAUUUUGAAUUUCCGGACUAUUGCACCCCAGAGCUCAGUGAGAUGAUUGCUGGGGACUGGCUGGAAGCGAACUUUUCUGAUCUGGUCUUCACCUACUAAUGUUCAGGUUUAAGUUUAUGUUCCAUUCGUGCAGGGGGCGGCUGCCGGGGCACGUUGAGCACCCGGCGCCCUCUCCGCGGCAUGGAGAGAGUUGCAAAGAAACUGGAGCUGGAUAAUUGAAGGGGACGGUACAGUUGCGAAAAAGAGUGACAUAUGUCACUAUGACAGGGUUUAUGGAUUUGACAAGCGGGGCAGUCAGACUGCUGAGAUGGAGCGGCAUUCUUCUGUGUGUGUACUCCUGAACUAUGCACAUUCACUCCGAGGCGACUCAGAGACUGUUCAGGACGUUGCUGUGAUAACUGUCACAAAAUGUUUCUUUUUAACCGGUUCCGUCUCCCUCUAGUUCUGACCAUUCUGAGCAGCUCAAACCGCUCCGAAACCCAGGUAUGGCAGGAAGCAUUUUGAUACAUAACCAACAUACCUCAUCUUUUUUAAAAAAAGAAGUAAACUAUUUUCAGACAUAUUUUUGUACAGUUUAAAGGGAAUGUUCUUACUGUGUACACAGUACGUUUUUCAGGCACUUCUACCCGGUUUUCCUUUCCUUUUAUUUUCUGCAUGCAAGGGUUGAAUGACAAACCAACUUGCAUCGGAAUGCCUUGCCAUGAUUUUAAACUAGGCGUGUACAGUUGUAGAUUAUAAACUGCAGCCUCUCUGUAGGGAGGUGAAGUUUUGGGGACUUAGACCUCAUUGCUGGUACUAGAUGAUUGUAUAUGUUCUGUAAAAUAGUAAAGUUAGGAGUUUAUGUAUAUUUGUGUGAAUGGGUCCCACAUAGCAGAUGUGAAACUGGAUUUUUGUUUUGCAUUUUUAUCAUCUUAAUGGCACAUAUGUUUGUUUCUUCAUUAUUUUGUGCAAUAUACCUUAUGAGAUGGACCAUCUGCGUUUUGUAGCAAAUGAGAUGCGUUACAUGUUGUCAUGCUGAAGUCUGUAUCUUGACAAAACCGAAUAAAUCAGCUGGAACUGAUACAAA
Messenger RNA from Alosa sapidissima (American shad), 2242 nucleotides. It is a transcript of the gene sox11b, whose product is annotated as SRY-box transcription factor 11b. The record is from RefSeq and is a predicted model, not a curated record. Bases 154 to 1275 code for a protein of 373 amino acids. Gene Ontology annotation, biological process: positive regulation of transcription by RNA polymerase II; neuron differentiation; anatomical structure morphogenesis. Lineage: Eukaryota; Metazoa; Chordata; Actinopteri; Clupeiformes; Clupeidae. The transcript has a single exon. Gene Ontology annotation, molecular function: RNA polymerase II cis-regulatory region sequence-specific DNA binding; DNA-binding transcription activator activity, RNA polymerase II-specific.